AUGUCAGAGCUACUCAGAUAUAUCGAGAGCCUCGUGCAUUUAAAUCGUCGAUCGAACGACACGAACAUUUCUAAACACCUAAUCGAAUGGCAUAAAUAUUUAUCGUUACAGUAUAAAAUGGGCGAUUACAAAUGGAAAACGUAUACGGAGGUCGACAAGCUUACUACAUCGUUCAGUCGUGGCCUAAGAGAAUACGGUCUCACGUCGCAGAAGAACAUCGUAAUUUUCGCUGAAACCAGAGCGGAAUGGAUGAUCGCGGCUUACGGCUGUUUCAAACAGAAUCUCGUCGUGGUCACGAUUUACGCGACGCUGGGCGACGAGGCGAUCGCCCACGGCAUCAACGAAACGGAAGUCGAUACCGUGAUUACCAGCCACGAUUUGUUACCUAAAUUCAAAAGGCUACUCAGCAAGGUGCAGAACGUGAAAACGAUCGUCUACAUGGAGGAUCAAUUGAAACCGACCGAUACCAAAGGCUACAAGGAAGGCGUUCGAUUCAUCCCGUUCUCGAACGUAGUAAAAGUAGGAUCCACGUCGACGGCACCAUUGGUACCACCGCGAAGCGAAGACACGGCGAUCAUAAUGUACACGUCUGGCUCGACAGGAGUGCCAAAAGGCGUCCUCCUGUCUCACCUGAACAUAAUCACGUCUCUGAAAACCUUCUCCGACGCCGUGGAGAUCAAAUCGGACGAUGUGUUCCUCGGAUUUUUACCCCUGGCUCACGUGUACGAACUACUUUCGGAAAGCGUGUGCCUUUUAAACGGAGUUCCAAUCGGCUACAGUUCGCCACUCACUAUGAUUGAUUCGAGUAGCAAGAUUCAGAUAGGAUCGAAAGGAGACGCCUCCGUUCUUCACCCGACUUGUCUGACCGCAGUGCCCCUUAUUCUCGAUCGAAUUUCCAAAGGCAUCAACGAGAAAGUAAAGAAAUCAGGACGCAUACAGCAGACCAUCUUCCACUUCGCGUAUGAAUACAAGUUGAAGUGGUACAAGCGUGGCUACGACACGCCGUUUUUGAACAAAUACAUUUUCGGAGCCGCGAGGCAAGUUCUCGGCGGAAGAGUCCGUCUCAUAUUGUGCGGUGGUGCACCCCUCACCCCGGAAACGCAUACCCAAGUAAAGAUCUGCCUGUGCGUCUCUGUGAUCCAAGGAUACGGUCUCACGGAAACCACCUCCUGCGCUACCGUCAUGGACAAACACGACAGGAGUACAGGAAGAGUGGGCGCACCGACCACGGCUUGCGACAUAAGUUUAGAAAAUUGGGAAGAGGCUGGUUACAGAGUGACGGACACUCCGUUCCCUAGAGGAGAAAUUUUGAUCGGCGGCGACGUCGUCUCUGCUGGCUACUACAAAUUGCCGGACAAAACGAAAGAAGAUUUCUUCAACGAAGAUGGGAAACGGUGGUUCAGAACUGGGGACAUCGGCGAGUUCCACGCGGACGGUUGCAUAAAAAUUAUAGACCGAAAGAAGGACUUGGUGAAAUUGCAAUUCGGCGAAUACGUGUCAUUGGGCAAAGUCGAGUCGGAACUGAAAACGUGUCCUGUAGUGGAGAACAUUUGCGUAUACGGAGACGCGCAUAGGUGUUACACAGUAGCCCUGGUGGUGCCAAACCAAUAUUAUCUCGAAGAAAUCGCGAGGAACAUGGGAAUAACAGGAAAGAGUUUAGAAGAGCUAUGCAACAUGCAGCAGAUAGAGAGAGCGGUACUGCAGGAACUGAUCGAACAAGCCAAAAAAUCCGAGCUUCAGAAAUUCGAGAUACCCGCUGCAGUGAAGCUGUGCUCGGAGCAAUGGUCACCGGACAUGGGCCUGGUAACAGCCGCAUUUAAGCUCAAAAGGAAAGCAGUGCAAGAGCGUUACCAAUCGGAGAUCAAUAGGAUGUACACCUCGUGAUGAGGAGAUAGAUAGAGAGAAAGAAUAAAGAGAUGCUGUAAGUAAGUGAAAUGACGUCGAUGUUGAAUCUCGACGGCACAAGGGUCGAACGUUUGAUUAAGAAAUUUACUUCGGGCUUCGGAAAUACCUAUUUUUCUCCGUUCUCAUUACCGGAUCGAAGAUGUCGGCCUUUUAGUACUAAAGAGAACUCUAUUAAACGUUAUCGCAUGUAAAAGAUUAAUAUAUGCAUAUACGUGUAAGAACUUUUCAUCGGAAUCAAUUUAGUUUUGUUCGUUCCAAGCGAAAAUCAGUUCUGGCCGAUCGCGGAACUGCCAACGUCGCGUCGUGAUCACUCACAUGUAUCGUGGAGGCGUGCGCCUCUUGUAACAUAAUCGUCGUUGUAUUAUGACGCGUGGUAUGAGUGAGAAAAUAAAUAAAUGGUGCAGGCGACUGUUCGACGAAGGGCAAUUCGUCACUCUUCCUUUACCUUUUAUUCAGUUUCAUCGUAAUCGUGUAAGUACGUUACUCGCUAGGUAUGUAUGACUGUUUCAAAACGAUCGAUCGUCACUAGAGGUGUGCGAGCGAUCAACGAUUUCGAAUCUGGUGAAGAAUUUUUUAAGAGUUCAUUGAGUCACCCAAAAUUCUUCCGGGUUCCCGCACACCCUUCACCGUAUCGUAAUUAACGUAAGCUCAUAUGACUCGUACAAUGUACUUAUGUCGACUGUUCAUUUUAAAAAAAGAACGUUUCGUUUUCUCUGUAAAGUUACCUACUACUACGUUCUCCGCUUGGUUUCGAGUAUCUCGUAUGUACAACGUGGUAUACGAUUUACUAAAAUAUCUUACAAUUACUUUCCUGUAUAAAGUGACUUAAUAUAUGCAUUACGAUUGACUCGAUUGCUUCGUCCCGAUCAGAAUUCUGAUCGUCAUUCGCUUAGAGAAGUAUCCUUCGCCAAAUAGUGUACUAUAUUACUAUAUUCGUCGCUAGUAUCGUUCUUGCCUACGGUUUCACGUUAAAUCGCGUCGGGACAUCAAACAAAAAGAAAAGAAAAAAAAAAUACAUUUAUUUCGUCUAUGUUUCUAACUUCCAACCGUGACGAUGAAUCGAGUGUGUACGAGUGUUCGUUGUCGCCUAUGUUAGCGCGGAUACGUGUGCGUCCGGAAGUAUGCCUGUGUACGUGUGAGUUUAUAAAGAAGAGCAAAAGAAAACAAUGUUCACAAGGAAAAUCGAAA
Messenger RNA from Ceratina calcarata, 3093 nucleotides. RefSeq names its product long-chain-fatty-acid--CoA ligase 3. The record is from RefSeq and is a predicted model, not a curated record. Gene Ontology annotation, cellular component: endoplasmic reticulum; lipid droplet; plasma membrane. Gene Ontology annotation, biological process: neuron differentiation; long-chain fatty-acyl-CoA metabolic process; long-chain fatty acid metabolic process. NCBI's taxonomy places the organism in Eukaryota, Metazoa, Arthropoda, Insecta, Hymenoptera, Apidae. Gene Ontology annotation, molecular function: palmitoyl-CoA ligase activity. The transcript is spliced from 7 exons. The coding region runs from base 1 to 1884 and encodes 627 amino acids.